ACGGCGAGCCAGUGGAGCCCAAUUUCAACCAAGGAGUCUUCACAAACUGACGUGGUCUGUACUUAUUCCCUUCAGGAAUUGUCGUGUGAAGACAAACGGAAUGGCUCUGGAUGGAUUCAGUGAUGUGGUGCAGAGAUGUCCCUCCCAGCUGACAGCUACACCCCUGAAGAUCACAAACUCUUCAUGACUGCUGGUUGUUCGUGCAUCGAGGAGGGAAAUAGUGCUCAAGUGCUCAGUAUUGUGUUGGAUGAUACAAAUCAGGACAUGGUGAGGUGCAUGGGGUGGAACCUGCUGCCUCCUCUGGUUCAAGUUCUAUUGCAGAAGGAAGACAAGAACCUUCCUCACUGUCAGGCUAUUUUCAAUCAUCUAAUAGAGACUUGCAGGCCUAAAGAGUUGCUGAUUGGCCUAUUGGAGCAGUUAGAGCAGGAGGAACCAAUUAUCAUAGCGGAGACCCUCAGUCUGCUAUUGAAGCCUUUGCAGAAAGUGUUGCAGCGUCUGGGCAGCCAUAAGGCGUCAUCUGUGGGCAUGGCCUUGUCCUCCGCCUUGGAGCAGGUGGCAAAACUCCCAAUCCCUCAGACCAAGCAGCAACAGGAAAACGACAUCUUCUUGCUUAGCCGUUGCUGCACUGACUUGACGAACUUCGUCAAGCCCUUCAUCCAAGAGGCUCAACGUAAGCUCUGUAUUAGCGACUGCAAACUGAGUGAAAGCGCUAAAGAGUCGGCCAAUCACGACUGGGUGCUACUGGGUCAAGAAGAGCUGAGGACUGAACUUCUGAAAUUCUGUAUGAGUUCCUUGAACGGUCCUCUUCUGGAGGUGCAACUCAACGAUCCAGACACUUUGGCUUCUCUUUGUCCUCUGAGGGACUUUGCCACAGAGAUUUUGAACAAUCUCAACGCUAUCGGGGAGUCCACGCCGGGCCUCGUGUAUCAGCUUCUGUCCAAGAGGAGAGAGGCGACAGGCUUUCUAGAGGAGGACGUGCGCUAUCCCAAAGACUCCCUGGCCAGCUUGGCGUAUCUGGUGUUUGUUCAUCACCUGGCCGCUGACACCUUCCCCUGUGUCUUUAAUCCGGUGUUCUGCCUUCAAUGUAAUAUGGAUCAUGUAGACCUUCUGCUGUCUAGAAGUGAAGAAGCCAGGAUUCAGAAAGGACUGGAGCUUUAUGAAAAUUGUCUUGUUCGUGUGGAGGAUAACAGUCUGCCUUCAGAACUACUACAAAUUAAAACAUUCCUCACCGUACCUCAGAACUUAACCAAGGUCAUGAGUGUCUGUCCAAGACAUGAUUUGAGAUCCAAAGGUUUGAAGGUGUUCCAGCUGAGCAUUGAGAAGUUCAAUACUGAGGCCAAGUACAAUUUUUUCAAGUUCAUGCUGAAGAUGAGUAAUCACUCCGGCGUAGAAGGCUACGUCAUCAAAAAUAUAAGAAGUCAGAUCGACUUUGCCCUACGACCUGGCAACAGUAACAUCUGGUUUGAGGGGGUUCACCUGCUCCCUCUCCUGCGAUUGGUCUUCACACUCCCAGACGGCCCGGAGACCGAUCUCCUCCAGUAUCUGGACAGGGUCAUGGAGGCUCUGAACCUGCUGCGUUACCUCGUGAUAAGAGACAAAGUGACAGAGAACAGGACUGGAAUCUGGACAGAGCUGCAUAAAAUUGAAGAUGCGUUCAUGAAGCCUCUGCGUGUUGGACUUAACAUGUCUAGAGCCCACUAUGAGAGAGAGCUCAGCAGCACCUUGGAGAAGAACAAGGGAAAUGUCAAAGAGACACCUGUGAUUUCCGUAUCUGUUGGUGAUGAGAAGCUGCCGAACAUGACGUCAGAGUCUCAGAUUCAGGCUCUCCAUUCGGCCCUGCACACCUUUGACAUGAUGGAGAGUGUACUGGUACGAAUAGAGGAGCUCACAGAGGUAGAGAGCCCCAUCUAGACUUCAGCAUCACUUUAAUUUAUGCAGUUUGUCUCAUUUUUUUUUCCCAAGCAAGUCUACUAAACUUUUCUAUACAGCAGUACUCUUUGUACUGAAAGUAAUGUUUUUCUAUAUUAAAUUAUUGUCAUAUGGAACAA
Molecule: messenger RNA, 2048 nt
Organism: Syngnathoides biaculeatus (alligator pipefish)
Lineage: Eukaryota; Metazoa; Chordata; Actinopteri; Syngnathiformes; Syngnathidae
Gene: glmna
Product: glomulin, FKBP associated protein a
Exons: 19
Coding region: 136-1911 (591 amino acids)
Cellular component (GO): cytoplasm
Molecular function (GO): ubiquitin-protein transferase inhibitor activity
Source: RefSeq, a predicted model, not a curated record